Cololabis saira (Pacific saury) is the source of this 1418-nucleotide messenger RNA. Its product is annotated as transmembrane protein 229b-like. The transcript has 2 exons. The coding region runs from base 72 to 593 and encodes 173 amino acids. Lineage: Eukaryota; Metazoa; Chordata; Actinopteri; Beloniformes; Belonidae. The record is from RefSeq and is a predicted model, not a curated record.
CACACAUAUAUACACACACACAGGAAAGCUAAGAGAUUACAGCAGCAGAGAGACUCGUACACUGGCCGGGGAUGAAGGGGGAAAAGCUACGAGGGGGUAAUGACCGAGGAUUCGGAGCUGCAGAUGAAGCUGCGUCGCAGCGCCACGUGGGCCCCCCCGGCCGCCCCGUCUCCGCCCUCGUCCGUCUCUACGUGUACGCCCUGCACGGCUGCCUCUGCGAGGUGGCCUUCACCGCCGUGUUCGACUGGUUCCUCACCAAGGACAGGAGGCUGUCGGGCCACAGCAGCCUGUGGGCGCUGCCCAUGUACGCCACCGCCAUCUACGUGAUGGAGGGGCUGAGCGCCCGGCUGCUGGCUCAGCGUCUCUCGCUGCCCGUGCGGCUGACGGCCUACACCGCGUUCAUCUACCUGUGGGAGUUCAGCUGGGGCGUUGGGCUGAGCCUGCUGGGGGCCUGUCCCUGGGAUUACUCAGGUUACACGUACAACCUGGGCGGCCUGGUGACUCUGGAGUACGCGCUGCCCUGGGCGGCAGCGGCGUUUAUAGCAGAGCGACAUGUGAUCAGGAACACUCUGAGGAUAAGACUGCACAACUGAACUUGUAUGAUGAAAAUCUGUGCUUCUCACACUGACUUACAUGCAGUCAAUAACCCUUUUCUAACCGGAAUAUUAGCAAUAACCCGGUUUUGCACGGCCAUGUAAACACCAAUAACCCCUUUGAAUAACCGGAAUUUGCUCAUAUUCCGUUUUUUUCUAACCUGAAUAUUUGGUCAUGUAUAGCCUAACGGGAUAUCCCCAUCCAAAGGAACAGGAAAUUGUUUUCUGAGCAUGUUCUUUUCGCAAGGAAUCUUGGUCUUUUGAGUCCAGGAAGUUCUUAUAAACAUGGAGGAACGCAAGACCAGGAGGAGACUAAUCACUUCAUAAAUGUAAUGAAAGAUAUGAACAUUUCUGCAUUUUUAGACGGUAGAAAGUACCGGGAUAGCCAGAUUUACAAAAAGGUGAGCGAAAAGUUGCGCGAAGCAGGAUUUGUACGAACGCCAGACCAGAUCAAGCACCGCUGGAAGACGCUGAAAAAGGCGAACUACAGGGCCAAGAAACAAAAUGGUAACAGAGGGUCCGAUUAUCCGCCGUGCUGCUGUUAUUUUUGUUGUUUUGAAUUUGGAUACAGGAAGAAGAAGCAGAAAUGACGGGAAUUGCGUCAUGACAUUCUCCGUGCGUCGCUGGUUUGAUCCAGAUAUCCCGAAUGAUUACAAUUACCAUAUAUACAGGGAUAACCCUGUUUGCUCACGCAUGGAAACAGAUUAUUCCCAAUGUUUCAGUAACUGGAAUAUUGACAUUAACCCGAAUUUUGACUGCAUUGUUUGUCAGACCGAUACCACCGUUUUUUUAACAGUUUCAUAAUAAAAAUUUGAUGAUUACCUA